AUGGAUUCAGCAAGUUGCGGGCCAUCAACUGCUUUACAAAAUUUAAACAAGCAUGCCCAAAGAGAUAAUUCUUUACAACAUCAGAGGCAUCAACACCCUCAACACCCUCAACAGCAAGGAGCUUCCAUUCACCAGUUUCGUCAAGGUCAACAAGUGGAUUCUAGAUUAAAUGCCGACUUUAAACAAUUCAAUAAUGGUAAUGAUUUUGCUAACUCGUUUAUGAACCAAAUGAAUAUAAAACCAUCGAUGCAACAGCACCAACACCAGCAACACCAGCAUCAACAACCAGCAUGGGUGAAUGAUUUUUCAAAUUUGUCUAUUCAACAACAGCACCAGCACCAGAACCAGCAACAAAAUCAAGGGACUAAAUCAGAUUGGCAUCAACAGUUUAUGCAGCAACAACAACAACAACCCAAUACCUUACAACACCAAUCCAACUUCCAACAAAUGACACCAAAUUAUGCCAUGGGGAGUUAUCAGAUGAGAAACACUGCUACUACAAUGACACCAAUGUUUCACAAUCAAACUGAACAUCAACAACAACACAAGUUGGAGGAGGAACAGCGUGCGUUUGAAAAACAGUUUGACAUGAUUGAAAAACAGUUGCAAAAUGAAUCUGUCACUACUGAAGAAAACACAAAUCAGGAUGAAGCUAAAGAGGAGUUUGCUAGAAUUGCACGUAAGGCAGAAACAUCAAUGAAAACCAUAGAUUCGCAUGAUUCUGAAAUGAAUGAGAAAUUCCAGAAUUCGCAAUUCCUAAAAUUAAUGAGUUCAAUAGGUAAUAGACAAGUGGAGCUAGAGGGUGAUAAAUUAGUGACAUCAGAUUCAAAAGAAGAUAUCAGAGAGAAGGGAAUACCCGAAACAAUCACAGCCACAAAUCCAACAAUAACAACUGCACCUAGAGACACCCAAGAAGGCCAAUUUACACUGCAAGGGCCAUCGAACCCUGAUUUCGCCAGAGAAAUGUAUGACCAAAUCCCACGACCAAAGCCAGCUAACACUGCCUUUCCCCAUCCCUUAUCAGGAGACAGUGAACAUGAGCAACAACAAGAGCCAAAUGACCCACACCAGAAUACUUUACCUGAUCCAUUAGCUCAUAUACAAGAUGGUCAAUUGAGUGAUAUAAAUGAUCCGUUAACUGCAGCCAGAAUUAUAAGUGGUGGUCAAGUGCAAAUGAGUGACUGGGUGGAAGAUUACGAUACUAUAUCAGAUACUCCUUCUAAACUAGAAACAGAUUCAAACAACAAUCCAAACGUACGUCCCUUUAGAAAAGGUCAAAUUGUCGACCAUCACUGGGAUGAAAUGUAUCGUGAUUACAGACAUGAUGAUGAUUAUUUUUAG
Molecule: messenger RNA, 1341 nt
Organism: Candida albicans SC5314
Lineage: Eukaryota; Fungi; Ascomycota; Pichiomycetes; Serinales; Debaryomycetaceae
Exons: 1
Coding region: 1-1341 (446 amino acids)
Source: RefSeq, a predicted model, not a curated record